Plutella xylostella (diamondback moth) is the source of this 1979-nucleotide messenger RNA. It is a transcript of the gene serp, whose product is annotated as chitin deacetylase-like protein serp. The record is from RefSeq and is a predicted model, not a curated record. Gene Ontology annotation, cellular component: extracellular region. Gene Ontology annotation, biological process: carbohydrate metabolic process. NCBI's taxonomy places the organism in Eukaryota, Metazoa, Arthropoda, Insecta, Lepidoptera, Plutellidae. Gene Ontology annotation, molecular function: protein binding; hydrolase activity, acting on carbon-nitrogen (but not peptide) bonds; chitin binding.
UUGAGGCCACUAUUUAACCGCGUUGCGGCCGCGCUGCGACCUGUUGUGAUCCCAACAUGGCGCGCUACGCCCGUGUCGCCACGCUACUUGCGUGUGUCUUGUUCGCCUGCGCGGUGACGGAGGCGCACAGAUGGAAGCGGCAGUCGGACGACUCGAAGAAGGACGAGACGCUGGAGCAGGAGCUGUGCAAGGACAAGGACGCGGGCGAGUGGUUCCGCCUGGUGGCCGGCGACGGAGACAACUGCCGCGACGUCAUCCAGUGCACGGCCUCCGGCAUUCAAGCUAUCCGUUGUCCGGCCGGGCUCUACUUCGACAUAGAGAAGCAGACGUGUGACUGGAAGAACGCGGUGAAGAACUGCAAGCUGAAGAACAAGGAGAGGAAGGUGAAGCCUCUGCUGUACACGGACGAGCCUCUGUGCCAGGACGGCUACCUGGCCUGCGGGGACACCACGUGCGUGGAGCGCGGCCUGUUCUGCAACGGAGAGAAGGACUGUGUCGACGGCUCCGACGAAAACUCUUGCGACAUCGACAACGACCCGAACCGCGCGCCGCCGUGCGACUCCACGCAGUGCGUGCUGCCCGACUGCUUCUGCUCCGAGGACGGCACCGUCAUCCCCGGCGACCUGCCCGCCAAGGACGUCCCGCAGAUGAUCACCAUCACCUUCGACGACGCCAUCAACAACAACAACAUCGAACUCUACAAGGAAAUCUUCAAUGGAAAGCGUAAAAACCCGAACGGUUGCGACAUCAAGGCCACGUACUUCGUGUCGCACAAGUACAGCAACUACUCCGCCAUCGCCGAGACGCACCGCAAGGGACACGAGAUCGCCGUGCACUCCAUCACGCACAACGAUGACGAGCGCUUCUGGAGCAACGCCACCGUGGACGACUGGGGCAAGGAGAUGGCCGGCAUGAGGGUGAUCAUCGAGAAGUUCGCCAACAUCACAGACAACAGCGUAGUGGGCGUGCGCGCGCCCUACCUGCGCGUGGGCGGCAACAACCAGUUCACCAUGAUGGAGGAGCAGGCCUUCCUGUACGACAGCACCAUCACGGCGCCGCUGUCCAACCCGCCGCUGUGGCCCUACACCAUGUACUUCCGCAUGCCGCACCGCUGCCACGGCAACCUGCAGUCCUGCCCCACGCGCUCGCACGCCGUGUGGGAGAUGGUCAUGAACGAGCUGGACCGCCGCGAGGACCCCACCAACGACGAGUACCUGCCCGGCUGCGCCAUGGUCGACUCCUGCUCCAACAUCCUCAGCGGGGACCAGUUCUACAACUUCCUGAACCACAACUUCGACCGGCACUACGACCAGAACCGCGCGCCGCUCGGCCUGUACUUCCACGCCGCGUGGCUCAAGAACAACCCCGAGUACCUGGACGCCUUCCUGUACUGGAUCGACGAGGUGCUGGCCAACCACAACGACGUGUACUUCGUCACCAUGACUCAGGUCAUCCAGUGGAUGCAGAACCCGCGCACCAUCAGCGAGGCCAAGAACUUCGAGCCGUGGAGGGAGAAGUGCGCGGUGGAGGGCACGCAGGCCUGCUGGGUGCCGCACUCGUGCAAGCUCACGUCCAAGGAGGUGCCCGGCGAGACCAUCAACCUGCAGACGUGCGUGCGCUGCCCGUCCAACUACCCCUGGCUCAACGACCCCACGGGCGACGGCCACUACUAGCUGCCUAGAUCUCGCGCCGAACGCGCACAAUAUUAGCUUUUUAUUGGAAAGGAAGCCAAGAAUAACAUAUUUGAAGUUCAUGAAAUAACUUUACAUAUGGAAGAGACUAGGUACAAAACAAAUGCUUCUUGUGUUAUUCGUGAAUUCCUAAAUGUACCGGGUCAUAAUCCCGCUCGUAGUUUAAGUACCUACCUACAUAAUAUGUAAUAUAGACUCACAUAAAUAUUUAAUAGGCCUGUUUUGUACUUUAUGUGAUUUUGUAAUGUAAGUCUGUUUGAUAAAUUGAAAAAUACAAAUACAAAUUAA